AUGUCUUUGAUCGGGGAUAAUAUGAGUAAAAAUGGAAAAAAACUUCGAAAAGAAGUUGUUAUAAUUGGGAAUGGUCCAUCUGCAAUAACUUUAUCCUAUAUUCUAUCUGGGAAUUGGCCCUAUUGGAAUGGAUGCCCGGUAUCAAAUGAAUAUUUAAAUAUAAAAUUAGAACAAUUUGUUAAAGAUAACUCAAUAUUAGAACAGGAUUUGGAAAUGUUGUCGGAUGGUUUAGAAGGGCGUACACGUAAUCCAAUAGCAUUAUUAUUUGAUUCUUUACUUCAUCCGGAUGCCGAUUUGGGCGUUAAUUCACAAUCAAAAUUAUUCUGGAAACAUGUUCCAAAUCAAAUUAUUGACCAUGUGUGUAUUGGACGUGAAACACCCGGUGGUGUGUGGAAUAAACUUACAUCCCAACAUUUAUCAACAGUAUCCCUUGCGAAUUGGAUGGAAUUACCUAAUUAUCCAUUUUCAACAUUUCGACAACAAAUUAAUCAACAUGAAAAUAGUGAUAAUCCACAUCACAAUCAGAAAGAUUCGAAACGUGCCAGUUACGAUGAAGUUCGUCAGUAUUAUAAAGACUAUGUAAAACGUCAACAGUUACAAAAAAAUUUUCUCAAUAAUCGCGAAGUAACAUCAAUACAACGUGUUUGUGGUGAACCUGCCUAUUAUGAUGAAGUGAAAGAUGAAAUACGUCCAACGGAACUAUUGUGGGAAAUUAGAGGCCACAAAACAGAUACACAAAAACCAUUUUGUAUAUAUGCAAAAUAUGUUGUAUUAGCAACAGGCACAACUCAAGAGCUAACACGUCCACUGGAUAUAAUCGACAAAGACCAAUCACAUUCAUUUAUCAAGUCAACAUUAACUGAUAUUGAAUGUUUAAUUAAAGAGAAAAAGUUAACACCAGACAGUAAACCAUUGUUGGUCAUUGGAUGUGGUCUAUCAGCUCUUGAUGUAGUUUUAUUAUGUGAAAAAUAUUCAAUACCGGUUAUACAUGUAUUCCGAAAGUCCAUCGAUGAUCCAGAUUUGGUAUGUAACAAAUUAUCAUCAAACACGUAUGCAGAUUACGAAAAAUUAUUUGAAAAAAUGAAACAUGCUGUUAAACAACAACAAUUAAUAAAUACACAAACGCCUGUUCUCAACAUACAUGAGAAUACCAAUGUUUCUUCAUUAGAUAAAGUCCCAACAUUGUAUCAAUGUUUACCUCACUGCGAUAUUCUAUCGAUAACGGAAGAUGGUAUUGUUCAUAUCCGUAAUUUAAAAUUAUCAACAAAAACUCAACUGAUCCAGUAUAAGUACAAUAUAUCGUAUGCAGCUAAACUGACUGGAUCAGAAAUUAAAUUAAAUUUCUUCGAAGACGAAGGACAACAUUUGGGGAGUAUUAAAACAAAAACAUUACAACCAAAUGAUAAUCCGAUAUUGAUCAAUCCAAUAACGUAUGAAUGUGCAGCAGUUGAUCAUCUCUAUGCCAUAGGACCAUUAGUCGGAGAUAAUCUAGUAAGAUUUUUGCAAGGAGGAGCAUGUGCUGUUGCUGCUAGUCUAUUAAAAGCACUCAAAUCAUCUAAUAGAAAAACUUCAACUACAAUAACAACGACAUUAUCAAGACAUUUAUGGUUAUCUUUAGUUAUUAGUCAAAAUCGUGCAAAUAUAUUACUAAACUCUUUAUUAAAGAAAAUCCGUGAACUUCUUAGACAUUCAACAUUAUCCAUUGAUCAUCGAACAGAAAAUAUUAUUGUUGCAUUAGCUAUUCUAGUUGUUGAGGCAAACGAUGGAUUAAAACUAAAACAAGAUGUCAUUAAAGUUCUAUUAGAGUUCUAUCAAAAAUUACCAACAGCCAGAUAUUAUGAAAUACCACCAUCAACUUAUAAGCACGUCUUACCACCUGCUGAAACGUUUAGUUUUUGUAUUCAUACAGCACUGACAGAAUUAGCUUCAAUAACAGAUGAUAUAAAAUUAAAGGAUAAAAUUCUUUCUACAAUUACAGAUGUUAUAAAACAAAUUGUUCAACGUAUUGUCGAUUCUGCUAACGGUCAACUACCAACAACAAAAGAGAGACAGAAAUCUAUUUAUCGUUAUGAAAUACCAUUUUUAUUUGGAGCAUUGCGUUCAAUUGGACGAAUAUCGGCCACUGAUCAUACGUUACUAUCUCAAUUAUAUCCCAUCAAUCUUUUACCUCCUACACAAUCAAUUUAUAUCGAACAACUAUCCACGUCCCCAUUAAUAUCAAAUUCAACAAAUAAUAAUGAUACAACAAAACAGAAACAAUUCAAAAUUUCAACAAUUGCAUUUCGUCCAAUUAUUCCAAAAGCAUUAUCUAAAAAUGUCUUAUCAUCGAUGGAAAAUCAACAAUCAUCAUCGACUACAAAUAUUGAACAAGAUUAUUUAUCAUCCACAACGAUAACAGCUUAUAAUCAUUUAGCAUCAACUUAUCGAUCAUUAUCUUCUGUGGAAAGUACUGAUGUUGUACUUGAAGAAGGUUUACCACCAUCAUCUAUCUAUUUUUCUGUAACUGGUUCAACAUAUCGUCGGAGCCAAAAAUAUAAUUUACCAUCAUCACCUUCACGAUUUCAAGAGUUGAGAGAUUGCAGAUUUCGUGCUUGUGUUUCUGUACAAGUAUUAGAAAAUUUCCUUGCCAUAUUGAAAAUGAUUGAUGUUAAUGUUGUUCGAUAUUUGGAUACGGUAGCAAAAGAAGUUCAUUCAUCUAUGCCAUCUGUUAAAUAUUUUCCUUAUGAAUUCUUCGGAGAUGUCUUAAUUUUAUGUAUAAUAAAAUUCUUUCGAGAUAAUCUUGAAUUAUUAGAUAACACCAACGAACGUUUGACAUCUGUUUCAAAGACUACAUAUUUGUUUGUUCAACAAUUGAUUAUUUUUAAAUUGUUAGAUCUAGAAAAUGAUGAGUAUGAAAAAUUACCAAAUCGUUAUCAUACGAGAGUCGAUGCGGAUGCUGCUGCACUCGAAUUGCUUUGUUUAUCAUGCGAUGAUGAAGCAGAAGCUGAAAAAUUAUGCAGUAAAUGUUCGGAGAAAUUUAGUCAAGAAGGUUUAACAAUCAAAUUGUUAACAGCACAAAUGCCAUUGUUGGUUACAUCGUUAGAGGUUCUAAGUCGUUUAGCUGAAAAAUACAAAUCAUUGGCUACUUAUAGUAUACAUGUACUAUGUGAUUUUCUAACUGAACCAUCACCACUAUUAUAUAAAUUAUAUCGUCGUACAAGUGAUAAAAUUGAUGCAAAAGAAAGAGGAUUUUUGCUGAGUGAAUUAACUAAAACAUCAAAAGAAUAUCGGGCAUAUCAAAUAUUCGAAAAAUUACGAGAUGCAGCUAUUGAAGGUUUAUGCAAAUCAUUAUGUAUUCGAUUAGAAUCAGAUCCUAAAUGUGUUGAAGCUUUACUCGUGGCAUUAUCAGCUAGACUCGCAUCUGGACAUGUCAAUGAUAAUUCAAAUUGGAUGUUUAAUAUUAUAUUACUUGAUGCUGCAGCGUUAAAACGUCGCGCAUCAAUUCGUCACGGAUUAGACAAAGAUAAAUAUGAAACGUUAUUUGUGGAAGUGGAAGGACAAACAUCAUUAGUAUCUCAUAAUACAAUUUUAACACUUGGUCAUAUGUCAAUAGCAUUGAAAGAUGUUCAACAUACUCAACAAUCAAUACUGGCACGUUUCCAGCAACGAUUAGGAGAUCCACCUUCACCACUUGAUAUACUGAUCAUUAAUCAAAUUGGAUGUAUGCUGAUAUCAAAUCUGCCUCAAGCUACUUACGAAGAAAUUAUUGGACUUUUUACUGAAAUUAUUAUUGAAUCAACUUAUCAGUCGUACUCGACAACACAAGAUCAUACAGCACAAAUUGUUUUAGUACCAACAAAACCUCAUCAUCCAACUAAAUAUAAACAUGCAUCGAAUGCUGUCAUAAAUGCUUUAGCGAAUGUCGCUGCAAAUAUUCAAGGCUUAUUAGAAUUAACAAAUUUAUUAACAAGUAUACUCGAAUUAUUUAUUCAACUAGGAUUAAAGGCAAAAGAAGCUAGUGAAAAAUCGACAAAAAACGCGUUAAAGGCUUCUAAUACGGCUGGUAGCCUUGGCGUACUUAUUCCAGUAAUCGCUAUUGUUAUGCGUCGUAUGCCAGUGAUAACAGAUCCUAGCGAACGUUUAUUUCGUUUAUUUCAACAUUUUUGGUUUUAUUGUGUAUUGUUUGCUUUCGCUGAUUUAGACAGAGGUUUAUGGCCAUCUGAAUGGCAUGAUUGUGUAUGUUUAAUAGCAACAAAAUCACCGGUACUAGUCGGGCCAAAUGCGCCAAAUAUCUCGUUAAAAAGUACAAUGCCAUUAAAAAGUGAUCAAAUUGCGAAGGAAGAUAAUUAUGAAUUAAAGUCAAAAUUAAAUAAUAUAUUCUCAUCAUAUUCAGCAGCCAAAUCCUAUACUGAUCGUUUUGGUUUUGAACAAAGUUCAUAUAUUUUAUCUGUUUAUUUCUUAGAAACACUUAGAGUUCGUCAUUCAACUGAUCCAACGGCAUUCCAAUGUAUAUUUGCAUAUUUAGAAGAUCCCUAUUUGUUAAAAGAUAAAUACGGUCUCUGGACAUUGAUAACAGCUGUUGGAAGAAAAACAUUUGAAAUUUAUGUGGAUGAAAUGAAGAAAAUGCCAAAAAGUCCGGAACGUAAUAAAAAUCUCGAAAUACAAUGUCAGUUCUUAAUGGUUAAACGUACACAUGUACGACAAGUUGUCCGAGAUGAAGCUAAAAUAUAUUUACAUACUUUAUUGUCAAAAAAUUCAUUUCCACAUUUGUUCUGUAGUCCAGUUGUUGUUGAAACAUUGAUGAAUGUUAUCAACAUUUUGUCUUAUUCAUUGAACGAGGAUGAUUUACAUAAAGUAACAGCUCAUCAUAUCGUACCGGAUACAGUCUACAACAUACAAUUUGUUGAUACUGGUGAAAAACGACAGGAAUUAUUUAAUGAUUUCUCUGGAUUUGGACGUAUGUUUACUGAGCAAGCGCUGGCUCUAUCUCCAACGUUAUUAAAAUCUUGUGUACAACAAUAUAUGUUGAAAUUAAGUGGUACAAGAAAAAAUUCAUCAGCAUCUCGACAACAUAAAGGUUUACAUGUUAUGUGGGAAUAUUUGAGUACAUAUUCAAAAACUGUUGACGGAGCAUCAACAACUAGUCAAAAAGUAACAUAUCGAGCAGAUUUUGCCGAUUAUAUGGUAUCUGUUGGUGAAAGAAGUGCUGCCGUUGGCUUUGUCGACGGUCUUAAUCGAAUGGAAUAUCGUGCUGCAUUGAAACAAGUAAAAGAUCAAAUAGAAAAUGCCUUACAUAAACGGAUAGCAUCUUUAAACAAAUAUAAAUCAUUACAACAACGAAAACGGCGAAUGUCUAUUGUUGCACCGAUCAGUGAUAAAAGCAUAGCACUAGAUUUUGAAGAAAGAAUAGCAAUAUGUAAAAUAGAGGAUAUAUUUAAAAUAAAUAUUAAUUUUUUUGAAUAUUCUUAUCAUUUUUUUUUAGUUGAUAGUGAUUUUCGAAAUGGUCUGUUUAAAUUAACAGCAAUGCUAAUUAAUAAUAAUGAUGAUAACGAUGAUAAUCCUGAAUAUGAACUUCGAUUUAGUCCAACAAGUGGUUACAUGAAUUCAAGUAUUUUCAAAAAAGAAAAUGUACUUGAUCGCGAUAUGGUUCAUAUUCUAACAUGGUUACCAAUUAAAAUGUUUACAACACCUGUUAUGGAAGCGGCUGUUGACUGUUGGUGUUGGGCUAUUGUUGGACGACCCGAAUUAGAAUUAUUGAUUGUUGAAGAAAUUUAUAAAGUAUGGGAAAAAGUGAUUAGUGAUCGUUACGGUUUAUAUUCUAUUGAUAAAAAUGAACCUUCACCAUUGGCACCAUCGGAAAAAGAUGAAUUAAAGCCAAAUUCACCCAUGGUUAAUCCACAUCGAAUAUUUCUCAAGUUUAUUGAAGAACGUAUUUAUCUAUGUAUGCAUAAAACCGACUUAGAAAUGGAAAUGUUAGUUGAUCUACUACAUAAAUCAUUAUCAUUAAUAUUAGAAAAUAGAAAAUCUCAAAUGACAAAACAUGUUGGAGCAGGUGGAUUAAGAUUUCGAUUUCUCUAUUUGGCAUUGUGUCUAGUUCAAAGUGAUUAUUUACCAAAUGCUAUUAGUAAAUAUUUGUUACGAGAAAAAAUCUAUCACACAGCAUUUGAUUAUUUUACUGUACGACAUCAUUGUCCAACACAAAAUCACAAUGAAUUACGCGAUGAUAUUCGAACAUUAAUUAAAUUCUUUUCACUUGUACAUGGUGAAAAGAAAUUUUGUAAUGAAACACCACUAACACUUGAACUUGGUAAUUCAAUGCCAAGUGGUUUAAAUAAUAAUAAUGGUAGUGGAGUAAUAGACAGUGCAAGGACAGUUCCAGCUGGAUGGAUAAACACAUUAGCCGGACCAACGGUAUCACUUAGUGGUGGUGGACAUUCAACACUCAGUCGAAAAUCUGCCGCAUCUGGUAAACAAACAGAACGUAGUAAUGAUGUUCGAGCUCUAUCGAAAGAUUUACUUAAAAAGAGAAAUCUUCUUUUAACAUUACUGGCAUAUGAAAUAGAACGUCUAGAAACAUUUCAUAAUCCACUAGGACGAACAGAACUACAGUUUGAACCAGAGAUAUUAUCAACGUACACAAAUUGGAAAUUAUAUGAUAUGAAUGGUUUUACCACUAAAGCGUGGCAAGAUUAUGCACGUUUGGCAUGGUUAAUAUCUCCUGAUCUAGCAAUUACUAUGUAUUAUAGUUUACCAAAAGAAUCAUUACGACAAGAAAUAAUGCGUUUAGUCAAAACUUAUCCAGUACAAGUUCGUCACAUUCCAGAAGCUUUACAUAUAUUUACAUUGACAUCUGAUAAUGAUAAAUUGUGUGAGACUGCUCAUAUUUUAACAUGGGCUCAAAUAAGUCCUGUGGCUGCAUUGUCUUACUUUGCUAGUGUAAGAUUAAAUCAAGUAGCUAAUUCAUACACAAUACAAUAUGCAUCACGAAUGCUUUAUGUUACAAAAUCGGAAGCACUUAUUCUAUAUAUUCCACAACUUGUUCAAGCUGUUCGCUAUGAUGAAAUGGGUUUUGUUCGUCGUCUUAUAUUAGCUUUAUCUAAAAAGUCAAAUUUAUUGGCUCAUCAAUUAAUAUGGAAUAUUCGUACAAAUACAUUUAAAAAUGAAGAUACACCAGAUGAAAUGAUGAAAGCAAAAUUAGAACCAAUAGCAAAACAAAUUGAACUCGAUUUUACAUCAGAUGCAAGACGAUUUUACGAACGUGUAUUUGAUUUUUCAAAUAAAUUAACAAAAGUGUCAGAUAUUAUCAAAGAUUUUCCUAAAGGCAAUUCACGAAAAGAUGUUUGUAUUCGAGAGUUGAAAAAGAUAGGUACAGAAGCUCCAGAAGGCGUUUAUCUUCCAUCAAAUCCCGAAGCAAUAAUCAUAUCAUUAUUACCAGAGAGUGGUGCACCUAUGCAAAGUGCUGCUAAAGCUCCAUAUCGAGCGACAUUUCGUGUUCAAACUGUUGGUAUUGAACAAGUUGAACAUUGUGCUGAUGAAGAUUAUGAAUUAAUGCAAGAUUUUGCUAAUCAAUAUUCACAAAUGGCUAUAUUUAAAGUUGGAGAUGAUGUUCGACAAGAUAUAUUAGCAUUGCAACUAAUGCGUUUAUUUCAAAAUAUAUUUGAACAAGAAGGUCUUGAAUUAUUUUUGUAUACUUACAGGGUUAUUGCAACAAGUCCAGGAAUGGGCGUUAUUGAAUGUGUACCAAAUGCUCGUUCACGUGAAGAUAUAGGACGAAAUACAGAAGUUGGUUUAUACGAAUAUUAUCGACAUGUUUACGGCAAGGCAGAUUCAACAAAAUUUCAGAAAGCUCGACGAAAUUUUGUUAUGUCUAUGGCUGGUUAUUCUAUAGCUUUAUUCAUGUUACAAAUAAAAGAUCGACACAAUGGAAAUAUAAUGGUCGAUGAUGAUGGACAUAUUAUUCAUAUUGAUUUUGGUUUUAUGUUUGAAUCUUCACCCGGUGGAAAUAUGAGAUUUGAACCAGAUAUCAAAUUGACAGCUGAAAUGAUUUUAAUCAUGGGCGAUUUGACGGCACCUGCAUUUCAAUGGUUCAAAGAGUUAUGUAUCAAAGGAUAUUUAGCAUUAAGACCGUAUCGUCAUCAUUUCCAAACAUUAGUAGCUCUUAUGCUAGAUACUGGUUUACCUUGUUUUCGUGGUCAUACAUUAGAACAAUUGAAUGCCAGAUUUAAACCGGAUGCAAGUGAAGCAGAUGCUGGUCGUUAUAUGCAUGAUGUUAUUAAUCGUUGUGCUCAUAGUUUAAGAACAAGACUCUAUGAUAUUAUACAAUGGUAUCAAAAUCAAAUACCUUAUUGA
Didymodactylos carnosus is the source of this 8328-nucleotide messenger RNA. Lineage: Eukaryota; Metazoa; Rotifera; Eurotatoria; Philodinida; Philodinidae. The record is from the annotation of a GenBank genome assembly.